AAAUGUGUGCUUUCUCUCCACCUUCUCCAUUUCUUCAUCUGCAAUUCUCCCACUUGUCUCGCUCUGAUCCAUGGCUGGAACUCAACCCCCCACCCUCAGUCCCACCAUGAGUACGAGCUGUGAUGAUCAUGAUAUUCACCCUCUUGAACCGGGCAUGAAUUUCAAUAUUAUGGUCAUUGUUGCGGCCAUUCUGUGUGCCUUCGUUUGCGCUCUUGGACUCAACACCACGCUACAAUGCGUGUUUCAAUGCGCAAAUCGUGCCUUGACCGAGCCAGUCCAGUGGAUAGCCUCUCGGAGACUGAACUCGGGGCUGAAGAAGAAAGAAAUGGUGGCUUUGCCAACUUCGACUUACACCAAUUCAGGGUCUCCAUCUUCGGCUUCGGGUUGUGCAAUCUGCCUAGUGGAUUUCGCGGACGGGGAGAAGAUAAGGGUGCUGCCAAAGUGCAGCCACCGGUUUCACGUCGCAUGCAUUGAUAAAUGGCUCCUCUCUCACUCUUCUUGCCCUACCUGCCGCCAUCGCCUUAAAUCCAGCGACUGCAUGCCCCAUCUACAGAUUGUCACCGCCUAGUGAAUAUAUAAUAUAUAUAUAUAUAUAUAUAGAAAUAGCUAGAUAGGUAUAUCAUUCUUUUUGCCAUAGAGUUCUUAGCUAGGGAGAUCGUCUCAGCGGCCUUUGUGUAUAAG
Molecule: messenger RNA, 681 nt
Organism: Juglans regia (Persian walnut)
Lineage: Eukaryota; Viridiplantae; Streptophyta; Magnoliopsida; Fagales; Juglandaceae
Product: RING-H2 finger protein ATL74-like
Exons: 1
Coding region: 71-568 (165 amino acids)
Biological process (GO): protein ubiquitination
Molecular function (GO): transferase activity
Source: RefSeq, a predicted model, not a curated record